Aspergillus campestris IBT 28561 is the source of this 2430-nucleotide messenger RNA. RefSeq names its product glycoside hydrolase family 55 protein. The record is from RefSeq and is a predicted model, not a curated record. Gene Ontology annotation, molecular function: polygalacturonase activity. Bases 1 to 2430 code for a protein of 809 amino acids. The transcript is spliced from 6 exons. NCBI's taxonomy places the organism in Eukaryota, Fungi, Ascomycota, Eurotiomycetes, Eurotiales, Aspergillaceae.
AUGGUACCUUGUCGUUCGUGGCUUCUAACAGCCACACUCCUGCUGUGCAGCGGAGCUCAGGGUAUUGAGAUUGAUGAGAGAGUCGCAGGGGUAGACUACUUUCUACCCGCUAGCUAUAUUCCUAUGACCAGUGGGAUUCCGUUCACAAUCCAGGAUUAUGCCGCCCAGCCAUGGUCACCACAUCACGACGCCCCGGUGACUCACCAAACGCUUGAUACGGCACCGUCUUCGUGUAAAUCGUCGAACAAGUCCUCAGGGUACUGGUACGAGCAUAUUGAACACAACGGCCAGUCUUCAUUUCUUUCUGCGGAACACAAAGAUAACUACACCGUGUUUCGCAAUGUUGUUAAGGACUAUGACGCCGAUAACACGGGGAAAGAGAGCGCCUCCUCGGCUAUCCAGAAGGCAAUUCAAGAUGGGCCGGUCGAGGGACCAGGUCGAAGCUCCCACAAGAUGGGCACCACGGGCCAGCCGGCAAUUGUAUACCUUCCUAAGGGACUGUAUCUGUUGAACGAGCCCUUACAGCUGUACGUGGGGACAGUCAUAGUCGGCGAUCCUACCGAUCCGCCAGUUAUCAAAGCCGCCAAAGGGUUCUCGGCCGAUCAUCUCGUAUACGGGAAAGAUCCGAAUUUCGGGGGCACGAUUAACUUCUACAUCGGGAUCAAGAAUGUGGUGUUGGAUUCUACGGGCAUGGAUCCCAAACAGCCUGUAACGCUCCUGGAUUGGACUGUUAGCCAGGCGACGCAGCUGUCGAACGUUGGUUUCAACAUGCCUACUGAGUCUGCGACACAUAUUGGGUUGACGACGAAGUAUGAUUAUAAUAGUAACUUGAUCUUGAAUGACUUAUGGUUCAAAGGCGGCUCGAUUGGAAUGAAACUGGAUGGUCAGCAAUGGGUAUUCCGGAACGUUAAGUUCGAAGGAACAGCUACUGGCGUGGUAGCUGGGGGAACGGAUAUUGUAUUUCUGGGAUGUAGCUUCCAGAAUGGGAAGGUUGGCAUUGAUGCCAAAGGAACAUCUGGCUCGUUGACUGUGAUCGACAGCCAUGGUUCGGGUCUCGGCUCUCUCAUCACGUCGAAUGACUCUGGUAACGCAGGGAAUGCGAUAAUUCUGGAGAAUGUCCAAAAUCAAGGUAACACUGUCAGUCUUAAUGGAAACGCCGUUCUCCAUGGCGACGUGAAGGAUACCUGGGUACACGGAACGCUGUAUGCCCAGAGAGAGAGCCACAACCAGCGAGUAUCAGGGAAGCGUGUGAAAACAGCGCGCUCUCAACCCUUACUUUCUGGAGAUAAGUAUUUUACAAUGCAACCGCCGACAUAUACGGACUAUACCGCAAGCGAGGUCCUCAAUAUCAAGUCUGUCCCCGGCAAGCCGGUGCACGGCGACGGCGCUACGGAUGAUACCUGGAAUAUCAACAGUAUCCUCGCUCAGAACCGCAAUUGCAAAAUCAUAUAUUUUCCCGCCGGCACGUACAUCGUCACGGAUACCAUUGUUGUCCCAGCUGGAACGCGCAUUGUCGGUGAUGCCUUUGCGUCGACCAUCAGCGCAGCUGGCGACAAAUUCGCCAACUCCAGAGACGUGCGUACCAUGGUCCGUCUCGGGAACCCAGGCGAUAUGGGCUUGAUUCAUGUCAGUGACAUGGUAUUUACGGUGGCGGACGUCCUUCCUGGAUGCAAGCUGGUUGAAGUCAACAUCGCCGGCCACAAGCCCGGCGACGUCGGACUAUGGAACACGCAUUUCCGCAUCGGGGGCGCAGUAGGCAGCCAUGUGCAAACAAAAUGCCACAAAUCUCCCGCGGACUGCAAAGCCGCCUGGGGCCUGCUGCACCUAACGCGCACCUCCUCCGCCUACAUCGAAAACGUGUGGGGUUGGACUGCCGACCACGACCUCGACGGGGACAACAAGCAAACCAUCGCCACCGGACGGGGUCUCCUCGUGGAAGGCAACUCAGCGACGUGGCUAGUUGGCACGGGCUUCGAGCACAACGCUCUCUACCAAUACAACUUCGCGGGCGCGCGCAACGUCUUCUCCGCCAUGCAGCAAAGUGAAUCUCCCUACUGGCAGGGGCCUGGCAACGCCCUCGCCCCAGCCCCGUGGGACGACUCGGUACAUUCCACCGACCCGAAGUUCGGGCAGUGCGCCCCCGACGACGCGAAGUGUCGCAUGGCGCUGUUCGAGAUCAUCGACCAUGCCCGCGACAUUUUCUUAUACGGCGGUUGCAACUGGGUGUUUUUCAGCAACAGCGGAGAUUGUAAGGGUAAGUGUCAGAAGAAUGCGGUACAGGUGCUGGAGUCAUCGGGGGUUUAUCUCUAUGGCACCAACACCAAGAGCACGGAGAAUAUGGUGCUAGAAGGGAAUCAUGCCGUCGCGACGGAGAAUCAUAAUGCAGGGGGUUGGGGCGGUGUUAUUGCCGCGUAUUUGCAUGAUGCUUAA